This is a messenger RNA of Zygosaccharomyces rouxii, 1782 nucleotides long. RefSeq names its product Ear1p (gene EAR1). Lineage: Eukaryota; Fungi; Ascomycota; Saccharomycetes; Saccharomycetales; Saccharomycetaceae. The record is from RefSeq and is a predicted model, not a curated record. Gene Ontology annotation, molecular function: protein binding. The coding region runs from base 1 to 1782 and encodes 593 amino acids. The transcript has a single exon.
AUGAUUAAUAGCAUAGCGCCUUCAUUGGCCAGCUUUAUUGGGUUAUUAGGAUUUUCAAAUGGGUACGUUAUACCUAGAACUGAAGUGGUUCACGAUGAUACUGCGGGGGUGAUGUAUAUAUUGGAUGGCGAUGGUCAAUAUGAAGGAUUAUCAGGUCAGUUUGGGGAUGAUGAAUUAGAUAUGGAUAUUAUGAUCUUUUCACUUAUUACAAUUAUUUUCAUUUACAUCAGCAUAUGCUUCGUUUAUAUUACCAUUAGAUUUGUGGUUAAAAGAAUUUUAACUAGGAAUGCAAGGGCAACACUUUUGCAAGAUGGCGAUGAAGUUAGACGUACAAGAAGAACUAUCGAAAACCUAAAUGCUCGUUGGCCAAGUGCACUAGAUGAUGAAGAUGCCGUUAGAGAUAAACUAGCACGCUUAUCACCGGAAGAGCAGUUUUACUACAAGCAAGGUGAAGAGUACAUCAGACAAAAUCCUCCAUUAAUUAUACCUCAUGCGCUUUCUUCUCAUGACCAUGUGGAAGAUCCAGUGAUCGAUGAUGCCGCAAGGCAGUUUAUCAAUGAGGAAGGCGCAUGGGCAUGGGAAUUUCAGCCAGAUCCUAAUUUACCAAAUGAUACCAUUCUUGUGGAAAAUAAAUCCGAAAUUUCGUUUUUGAAUUACAACUACGAAGCUUCCGUAUGUACCAACUUACCGAUUCCUCGUAUCAAUAGAGUCUAUUACUGUGAAUUCAAAAUUUUUGAAUUAAAUACGCAGGACGGUAGUGGUCAUCAUUUGGGUGAGAAUGAAUUAAUUUCUUUUGGUUUAUCCACAUCCCCAUAUCCAUAUUUCCGUUUACCGGGUAAACACCACCAUUCUAUUGCAUAUGAAUCCACAGGAGCUCGCAGGUUUAACGAUUCAUUUGAAUUAGAACCUAAGUUGGCAACAUUGUUCCCUCGUCUGGAAAAGGGUGAUGUUGUUGGUAUUGGUUAUAGAUCCAAUAGUGGUACUGUCUUUUUCACCAGAAAUGGUAAAAAACUUAAAGAAGAUACAGUUGGUGGUCAUGUUAAAGGAUGGAAAUUCAAAUAUGUGUACCCUAUUGUAGGUGCUAACAUACCAUGUAAGAUCCACGUGAAUUUUGGUACGUAUGGAUUCGUCUACAUUGAAGCUAACGUCAAGAAAUGGGGGUAUGCUAAAUCCAAUGGUAUGAAGUUACCACCACCUUCCUAUGAAGAAUAUAAUCAAGAUACUCUAUUAGAGAGUGGUUGUGAAGAUGAAGUUUCUGAUAAUGAAAGUGUUUCUUCAGCCAAUGAAGGUGACAUCGUAGAUAGUCAAGGUGAAUUAUUACCCCCACCUCCAGGCUUCGAAUUUAGUACUUCACCGAACGCUCACAGCCACAUAGACCGUGAAGAAAUUACUUUAGAUUCUUUACCAAUGGAGCCACCAAGUUAUUCUGAUGAUGAACGUAGUGCUAGCAUCAACCCAAAAGUUGGUAACAGUACAUCUUCUGGGAAACACCCUCCACGACUUCAUCAUCUAGGUAAAUCUCAGUACGAUCACGUAUCAGGUGAAGAUGCACUUGAGCGUGAACGUUUAGUGGAUGAUGAAGAAUACGAUGACGAAGAUGACUACUAUGAAUACGAAGAUCUGGAGUAUGAUGAGGAGCAAGAUGAAGACGGCGAUGGAGAAGGUAGAGAACGGGCGGAAUACGAAGCCGAAGGAACUAACGGAGAAUCAAGAAAUGAAGGUUAUGGAGCUCAUGAGAAUAUUCACGAUAAUACUGUGACAAAUCAAUUCUUGCAAAAUUGA